Molecule: messenger RNA, 1229 nt
Organism: Thermothielavioides terrestris NRRL 8126
Lineage: Eukaryota; Fungi; Ascomycota; Sordariomycetes; Sordariales; Chaetomiaceae
Exons: 2
Coding region: 182-400 (72 amino acids)
Source: RefSeq, a predicted model, not a curated record
GGCUCCGCUCCGUGGCCAGCAGAUGCACCCCAACGGAAUCCAGCCGGGGGGCAUCCCCCGGCCUCCCCACCCCGGCCAGGGCCAGCACCCGGCACACGGACACGCGCCGCGGCCCCACCACCCCGGCAUGCCUUUCAUACGCCCGUCAAGCACCAGGCCAGGAGGCGCCGGCGGCGGCGGCAUGCCGAUCCCCCCUCCCCCGGUGGGCGCAGGCUGGCCCGGCAUGGCCGGCGGGGUUCCCGGCCCGCGCGUGCGGCCGGGGAUGGAGCCGCAGAUCGUGCAGGUCGAGCCGGGCAAGCCGCCCAAGAAGAGGGACAAGGGCGGCGCCCCGUCGUCGAUGCUUGGAUGGAUGGCCGGCAGCAAGCCCAAGGCCGCCGGAAAGAAGAAGAGCAAGCACUGAGCCGAGAAAAUGCGGCGAAAGACGUCCUGCGUCGAUGGCGAGACUGCUCCCGACUAGGAGAAGUCAAUUUCACCUGGCUUUCCGUUUGCGACGUAAUCCCGAUUGAUCGACCCUGUCCCCCUUUCUUUUGGUCGUCCCCCUUUCCCCCUUUGCUCGUUUUCGUUGCGGCGCGUUGCUCAAUUUUUUGGCUUUUUGAUACCUUGUCGCCUGUUUUUGGUCCGGUGUCUUUUCAUUUUCCGUUCUUGCGUUGGCCGGCUUGGAUAACCCAGCUCUUUUUUUGCUGGGCUUGGUUGGUGGUGUUGUUGCUCCGCGCUAUCUCUCUCUCUCUUCGCCGUCUGAACGGGGGGGGCGUAAUGAUGCAUUGGCAUACACUGGAGUAUGAGGCACGAGGCACGAGGCAUGAGGUACGAGGUACGAGGGAUGAGGCAUGAGGCAUGAGCGAUGGGAUAUGACGGUGAUGAUGGGUUGGAGUAUCCGCCAACAUGGAGAAUGUGCGUGGAUGGGGCGCUGCGGAUGGGGGGCGGGUUGGGCGGCUUGGUGUCGGGAGGCUGUCUCCGAGAUGAGAGCGUGAAGAUGCGGCGGCUUUUGCGUCCUCCGACGCAAAAUAGGUCGCCGCAAGGGUUGUGGGCGUGGUGGGGGGAAGCCAUCUUUUGCCUUUUUUCUUGGACUUUUAGAAGAAUCAUUUUUCUUUUACGUUGUUGCGAUGUUGCUGAUGUUGUUUGAGAUGCAUUGCUUGGGAUGUCUAUGGUCUCAGUUCUUGGCUUCUAUGCUCUACAUGCAGAUUCUCGCUUCUAGAAAAACCAAACAAAACAUGAAAAAUGUUAUACAC